This is a messenger RNA of Pichia membranifaciens NRRL Y-2026, 654 nucleotides long. RefSeq lists its product as hypothetical. The transcript has a single exon. Bases 1 to 654 code for a protein of 217 amino acids. NCBI's taxonomy places the organism in Eukaryota, Fungi, Ascomycota, Pichiomycetes, Pichiales, Pichiaceae. The record is from RefSeq and is a predicted model, not a curated record.
AUGCCUAAUUUUCUGCAGGAAGAUAUUUACAAGGGAAAAUCCACGCUUACUUUCCAUGAACCACGAAGAGACUGCAAAAACUAUUUGGUGCCAUUCCGACAUUGUUUGGCUGAACCGACACCAGAUGAUAAGCUACACGAUACCACGUUAUUUCAAAUUGUCGACCUGCGAGACAUCACCAAGUCGGUUCUUUCCAUGAUUGAAGGGCUAAAGCUCUUGAUUGAUAUCAACGAAAGCUUCCAAGACCGACAGCGAGCUAUAACAGGUCCUGGGGCUUCUAAGAAGCAAAACUCGAAACCUAGGGCAACGAUCGAUGCCGUCAACGCUGAUGAAGAGCUUGGACAUGAUGGUGCAACCCCUUAUGGAGGCUGGAGUAGUAGUUAUAGGCUGACUUUACAGGAUUGCUUUGGCAACACAUGUUACGCGUACGAAGUUGAACCACUUGGUUUUCUUCGGAAGAGGAGUAACGGCUUUUUUCCUAUUAAAUUAGGCUCGAAGAUUGUUGUGAAUUCGGGUACAAAAAUAAUUUUCAACACGUUACAGCUCAAAAAUGAAAAUGUAGAAUUUUUAGGGGGUUACAUCAUGAAAUUGGAUUACAAAUUGUACGAGAGGAAACUAAAAGAGUUGAAAGAGGAGAUCCACUAUGAGGGAUGA